Molecule: messenger RNA, 3525 nt
Organism: Lepus europaeus (European hare)
Lineage: Eukaryota; Metazoa; Chordata; Mammalia; Lagomorpha; Leporidae
Exons: 25
Coding region: 1-3525 (1174 amino acids)
Cellular component (GO): perinuclear region of cytoplasm
Source: RefSeq, a predicted model, not a curated record
AUGGAUAGAGAGAAGUUCCAGCAGAAGGCUGUGAAGCAAACUAAGCAGAAGAAAUCCAAGUCGGCUGAAUUUCUGAUGGUUAAAGAAGAUAGAGAAGCUAUGGAAGGCACUGGAAAUCCAGCUUUUAACAUGAGCAGCCCAGAUCUCUCGGCGUAUCAGACUUCGGAAAAGAAUGUUAUUAGAUGUGACAGCCCAGCUCGCACCCUUGCAGCUCACCCACAAGAAUUCAGGCUGCUGGCCUCUGCCGAACCAAAAGGAAAUGAAUACAGCAGAAAUUACUUUGACCCACUGAUGGAUGAGGAAAUAAACCCAAGGCAGUGUGGGAUGGAGGUCAGCAGAGAGGAUGGGAGCAUCAGGGAGGAGACUUUGGAUUCUGAAGCACUCAAGAGUUCCAAGAGUCGGGAAAUCUACAGAGAAGCUAAUGAAGCCACCCCUUCUUACAUUGAAGAGUUUGAAAAAUACGCUCAAAAAGAUGUAAUUCUACUUGGGAGUUCACCAUUGCAACAGGUCAGCAUUACAAUUGUAUCAAAAACUGUCACAGAUGGAAAUGUUAUUUCCAACUUCAGAAAUGGGAAGAAUCUUAGUUGGGGAAAAUCACCUGUUCGACCUGAAUGGAACAGAGAACAAAAUGAUGAGGAGUCUUUGGAACUUCAGAAGGAUUUGAAAUUUGAAGGGGAAGGACUUAUUUCUACGUCACAGUUAAAGACUGAUGGAACUUUUGGAAACUCCAACCAAAUUAAGGAAAAUCAUUUGUAUCACAGGAAACUAAAUCAACAGCGAGACCCUGAAAGGCUGUUCUGGAGAGGAACUCCAGGUGAACCAUACAUUACAAGUCUGAAUGUUUGUAAAAAGGACAGAGUCCCCAAGCUUGGUGCCCUUACAGUUGUAACUGAUGAUUCGAAGGGAACAACAGGACCCUGCUGGAAGGUUGAGCAGUCUCAGCCGCCACAGCCUCUACAAAUACGGAUCAAAUGCAUCAGGGGCCUCAAGGACAAGGUUCCCCACGGCUUUUACCGCCUUAGAGCAUCCUUGCUUGGUCGACCAGGGGGCUGUGUCUUGCCUUGGUGGCAAACAGAGCAGCUGAAGACGAGAACACAUCCAGUAAGGCAUGGUGGGAACUUCUAUGAUGUGGGGCUGUAUUUCCAUGAAAGCCUUUACGUGGCACUCCCUCAACAGAAAGCUGUGAAACCUGGCCUGGCUUUGUUAUUUGAGCUCUUCCUCCUUCGUGGGACAUGCGCUGGCCCUGACCAUGUUGUGGGUUGGGCAGUCUUCCCUUUGUGUGACAACAACUUUGACGUAGUGGAGGGAAAAUUCAAGUGUCCCCUUCUCCGAGGACAUUACGACCAGAAUGUUGGCAGCUUCAGGAAAAUUGAAGAUUUGAUUUGCCUGGAUUUGGACAACUGGCUGGGCAAUUUAUAUUUUCAGGUAAUUAAACUUCCUUUGCAUUUGGAUGAUCAAAACCACUUUGAAAGCAAUACUCAACUUUCUCCUGAAUUUCCGGUUUCUUUAAUGACUGAAGCAGAGAAAGCAGAAAUAGGUAUGGACAAUCCAGCUGGCUUUUCUGAAAAAGAAAGGAAAAACAUUUGGGCAUCAACGAAUGAUGAAAUUGAAUCCACCUUGGAGUCUUCACCAGGGCAGCCCCUGACCCCUCAGAGAGAUCCUGACACCCAUAAGGGAAGUGUUCCCACUGCUGUAAAGGAAGUGGGGAAGCAGUUUAACGCUCUGAAAGAAUGGAGGAGGGUGUGUCGAAAAGAUCUGGGGGGGGCAGAGAGAGAUGGGCUUAAAACGUUUCCAGCAGGGAGCAUUUCUGAUAAAAUUGGUCCCUGCCCUAAGGACUGUGAUCUCAGUGUCUUAAAAGAAGACCACGGAUUACACUCUAAGGAUAUAGGCACUCUGGUGUGGGACAUGGAAGUUGAAACUGGUAUCUUAACCACUAGGUUAAAUGCCUACCCCAGAUGCUUUUAUGUGUCCUCUUUGAGAAACGAAAGAAAGGAUAUGUUCAGAACAAGCCGCAAGCGUGGUCCCCAGAGAGGCCAGCGAUUCCCCCAGGGGGGCAGGAGCAGAAGCCCGAGGGCAUUACCGACUGCAGACGUCUCUCCUGCAGAUCUUGAGACACAAGUGAAUUAUGUCUUAUUUCCCCCUUGGAACAGUUCAUGGAAAGUCCAUCCUGUGACAUUUUCUGGCAAACACAUCAGCCUUGAAUUAAUGACAGCAAAGAAAGGGGGAGAAAGGUUGACAGAUCAUCUUGUGCAAGAAAAAUCAGCUGUUUGGAUAACUGAACAACUCGAAGAUCGUUCACAAGAUACACCUUAUUUGGAGGAACUGGAGGAACACCGACUUUCAGUUUGCUGCUCCUCAGUUGCUGAUAGAAGGGGAUCUGGAGAAUUUGUCAAGCAUCUCCACUUUGUGCUGAUGUCAGUGUUUUCAGAACUUCGGUUAGCUCAGUGGCAAAGCCAGAGCUUCUGGUGCAUUAUCCUGCUGACGGCUUCUCUGUGGUUCCCGAGGCUCUACCUGCAUUACCUUGGCCAGUGGCUUUUCCUCCAGGCCAUUUCAGUUCCCGUUACAAAAUUCCAGCCUUCCCUUCACACCGUGGAGCUUUGCUACCCAGCCUCUUCACUUCACAGCGGAGAAGAGCUGCCCAUGGUUGUGGUGGGGACUUUACUGCUGAACGCACUCAUACUUCUUUUGGUUCUGGUCAAAUGGGGCUGUCAGCUACUGUUUGCUUCCUGUCCUGAUGUCUUGUCAAAAUUAAUCACAACCAUGGCUGUAUGGACAGUUCUAGACCCACUGGCGGUGUUUAUAGUGGAUAUAUUCCUGGGGCGAUUUACAUACAAUGAGGAGGCUCCUGUGGCUGAUGCAGCGAAGCUGUACUGGAUGUUUGUAAGAACCAAACAGCUGGGAAUUCUUGGUGUGAUGGUCACCAUGCUACUUUACAUCUUCCUGUUGAUCAUUUCUUCUCUGAUUUUAUACCUGUAUUGUCUCAGGUUGCACAAUGAUUCAUGGAUAUCAGAUGCAUUUCAGCGCAUCCACAGUGAAGAAGUCAAGUUCUUUAUGCCAUAUGAUCUGGAAAUUUCCAACCAGGAGCUAAGUUAUAUAGUGAAGCGAUCUGAGCAGUGGAGAGGAAUCAAUGGAGAGAGGAGGAAGGUGGCAGUGUGUGAUUACAUCUGGAAAAGCCCUGGCCUCCAGUCCAGUGUUGCCAGCUGUGACCUCCAGCAUCAGAAUGGGAUUUCUGUGUCUGCUCGUGGUCUAGGAGAUGUGACUUCUUAUGUGUCCAUAUACACCGUUUAUCCCAGUGGGUUCCAAGAGCUGUAUCGCCAUUUUCUCAGAUGCCCUGGUGGUGCCAUUGUUGAGGUGUUUGGUGAUAUUGGUGGCUUGAAGUUGGUCCAAAGGGAAGUGAUCACAGCUAUUCAGGACCAUAUAAGUGAAAUGGACACUGUAUUGGGAGAUGCAUUUGAUAUAAAAACAGGAGACACGCGAAGAAUGCCUUCUAAUAAACCAGCUCUUGCAGCUGGUGGUGUGGAAUAG